UCCAACAUCAUCAUCAUGCUGUUCCUCUUGUUUACAUUCACCCUGUUUGUGAUUUCCUUGCAAAAAAUACAAGUAGACUUCGAACGUUUUGAGCAGCUUUCGGGGUUCGAUUACUACAACAGUACACUGCGAUUCCGCAAGUACAACCGCACAGUAGCUACACUGAACGGAACAUUAGAACUACUGCAAUCACUCAACAGUAGCUAUAUAGUUACGACUGAUCUCUUCCAUAGCAGUCGCGGAAAUCAACAGUUCAAUCACUAUCCGGUAAAGUUUCCCACCCAGAACGUAUGUGACUUUAUGAACAGCAUUUACAACGAUUACCGUGAGCACCUGGAGGGUGUCAGCAAUCUACCGAAGCAAAACGAAUGUCCAAUCACGCCACGCGUCAUGUCCGUCGACAAUAAGAUAUUUCCGUCUAAAGCGGUACCACCGUUUUUCCCGGCAGGCCUCUGGAAGGCACACGCCAUGGCUUGGCUGAACGAUGUCGAGGUGAUGCGCUUCGAACUUAUUAUAAAGGGUAAAAAUGAAUUAGUUUAAUCAUUCCGUCAACACUGGUUGGCCAACGAUCGAACGAACAGUGAAUAUUUUAUUUUGUUAUAUGUAUACCGAUUGAGACAGUAAAAGAUAUUAUCAAAUAAUUUGCUUGUAGUUUUUUUCGGAGAAUCCACAAUAAUAAAGUAGUAGCUGUGUGCUUAAGUAUUGUUUCAAGCAACAUAUUUUACCCCUAGAAGCAGUGGAUGAUACGAGAAAGUAAGGAAUAUUGAA
This is a messenger RNA of Anopheles stephensi (Asian malaria mosquito), 768 nucleotides long. RefSeq lists its product as uncharacterized. NCBI's taxonomy places the organism in Eukaryota, Metazoa, Arthropoda, Insecta, Diptera, Culicidae. The coding region runs from base 16 to 540 and encodes 174 amino acids. The transcript has 2 exons. The record is from RefSeq and is a predicted model, not a curated record.